AUGUUAACACUACCGUUUGACGAGUCUGUCGUAAUGCCCGAAUCCCAGAUGUGCAGAAAGUUUGCUAGACAAUGCGAGGACCAGAAACAAAUUAAGAAACCAGAGAGCUUUCCAAAACAAGUUGUCCUUCGAGGAAAGAGCAUUAAAAGGGCCCCUGGAGAAGAAACAGAGAAGGAGGAGGAGGAGGAAGACAGAGAAGAAGAAGAUGAGAAUGGUUUGCCCAGAAGGAGGGGUCUCAGGAAAAAAAAGACCACCAAACUACGAUUGGAAAGGGUCAAGUUCAGGAGACAGGAAGCCAAUGCGCGCGAGAGGAACCGGAUGCACGGUCUCAACGAUGCUCUGGACAAUUUGCGAAAAGUAGUCCCCUGUUACUCGAAAACCCAAAAACUGUCCAAAAUAGAAACUUUACGGCUGGCCAAAAAUUACAUCUGGGCACUUUCUGAAAUUCUGAGGAUUGGCAAGAGACCAGAUCUGCUCACGUUCGUCCAAAACUUAUGCAAAGGUCUUUCCCAGCCAACUACAAACUUGGUGGCAGGCUGCUUACAGCUCAACGCCAGGAGUUUCCUGAUGGGUCAGGGUGGGGAGGCGGCCCACCACACAAGGUCACCCUACUCUACAUUCUACCCACCCUACCACAGCCCUGAGCUGGCCACUCCCCCAGGGCAUGGGACGCUUGAUAAUUCCAAGUCCAUGAAACCCUACAAUUACUGCAGUGCAUAUGAAUCCUUCUAUGAAAGCGCUUCCCCCGAGUGUGCCAGCCCUCAGUUUGAAGGUCCCUUAAGUCCUCCCCCAAUUAACUAUAAUGGGAUAUUUUCCCUGAAGCAAGAAGAAACCUUGGACUAUGGCAAAAAUUACAAUUAUGGCAUGCAUUACUGUGCAGUGCCACCCAGGGGUCCCCUUGGGCAGGGUGCCAUGUUCAGGUUGCCCACCGACAGCCACUUCCCUUACGACUUACAUCUGCGCAGCCAAUCUCUCACUAUGCAAGAUGAAUUAAAUGCAGUUUUUCAUAAUUAA
Molecule: messenger RNA, 1014 nt
Organism: Apodemus sylvaticus (European woodmouse)
Lineage: Eukaryota; Metazoa; Chordata; Mammalia; Rodentia; Muridae
Gene: Neurod6
Product: neuronal differentiation 6
Exons: 1
Coding region: 1-1014 (337 amino acids)
Biological process (GO): regulation of DNA-templated transcription; nervous system development
Molecular function (GO): protein dimerization activity
Source: RefSeq, a predicted model, not a curated record